Messenger RNA from Nerophis lumbriciformis (worm pipefish), 2390 nucleotides. It is a transcript of the gene rab1ba, whose product is annotated as zRAB1B, member RAS oncogene family a. Gene Ontology annotation, molecular function: GTP binding; GTPase activity. The record is from RefSeq and is a predicted model, not a curated record. NCBI's taxonomy places the organism in Eukaryota, Metazoa, Chordata, Actinopteri, Syngnathiformes, Syngnathidae.
ACACGUCAACAAACGUCAUUUCCGCACAUGCGCAGUCAGAUUGAUCCGCUUGCUAAACAACGGUCGCAGGAGAGAGAAAAGGGAGCAAAUAUAUCAAAGUGUUCGCCGUCAGAGGGCAAGAAAAUGUGUCAGUUGUGUUGACAAAUAUAUCAACAACAAGUGUGUGGCGACGACGCGGUGAAAGAAGCAACGUUUGAACCCGGACCUACGAGCCGUUUCGCCGGAGUGUGAAGGAAGGAAGAGUCGAGUCACCGACAGAAAAACAUCCCGAGUGAGACCAUGAAUCCUGAAUACGACUAUCUGUUCAAGCUCCUGCUGAUUGGCGACUCUGGAGUAGGCAAGUCCUGUCUGUUGCUUCGCUUUGCCGAUGACACCUACACUGAGAGCUACAUCAGUACCAUCGGAGUGGACUUUAAGAUUCGAACUAUUGAACUGGAUGGCAAGACCAUUAAACUGCAGAUUUGGGACACCGCAGGCCAGGAGAGAUUUCGUACCAUCACCUCCAGCUACUACCGCGGCGCCCACGGCAUCAUUGUCGUCUACGACGUGACAGACCAGGAGUCCUACAGCAAUGUCAAGCAGUGGCUCCAGGAAAUAGAUCGCUACGCCAGUGAGAACGUCAACAAGCUCCUGGUGGGCAACAAGUGUGAUCUGACCACCAAGAAAGUUGUGGACUAUACCACAGCAAAGGAGUUUGCCGACUCUUUGUCCAUCCCCUUCCUGGAGACCAGCGCCAAGAACGCCACCAACGUGGAACAGGCCUUCAUGACCAUGGCUGCCGAGAUCAAGAAGCGCACGGGACCCGGGGCCACGGCCGGCGGCGACAAGCCCAAUCUAAAGAUUGAGAGCACGCCCGUCAGGCAGACUGGAGGCGGCUGCUGCUAAGGCGGCCAUUGAUCACCUCCUCCACCACUCCCUUGAGAUCCUCCUCUGGCUUUCUUUUCACUCCCACGCCUCACCGUCUCCCGUCUCUCCAUAGAGCUCCCACCUACCAGCAGGUCAGACAGGAGGCAGUAAGCAAUGACAGGAAGAUGCAGACAUUUCCAUUCAUUUGAAUCUCAACAGGUUUGUCACAAGCUCACGUUUGCACACACACACACACACACACACACACACACACACACACACACACACACACACACACACACACACACACACACACACACUCACACUCAGUCUAAUGCUUUUUUAAUGGCUGUCUUCAAAUCUUAAAGGUCUGCAAGUAUAAAAGGACGAUCGUCCACUCGCAUUCCUUGACCUUGUGAAAUACUAAGCAUCCUCAGUCUUCUGCGUCUCCUCUGCACACCUUCUUUUUUUUUAGUGUUUCAAAAUACUUUCUUAUAAGUUAAAAAAAAAAAAGUAGACACUGUACUUGCGUGCCCAGAUUUCAGAAGUGCCUGGUGACUGCGGGGGGUGGUGGAUUAAAUAUCAACACAGAGGUUGUCUUUGGUCAAUAAUUGCUUGUCGGCAGCUCGCUUAUUUCCGCCUGGAGGGAGGCGGGGCUUACGGUUCUUUUCCGCUUGUCCUACAAAUGAUGGACUUCUUCAAGAGCUGCGGCACGAUGCUGCGUCACCUUGAUGCUCUUUCCUGCUGCUUCUGACUAACAACAAGCCUUGUGUUUUAUUCCUAAGGCUUUGUAUCGACUUGCAAGAGAAUAAUUAGAAUUGUUUUGAGUUCUCAUGUCUGAAGUGAAGCUGUCUGAUUUACCUCCCGAUCAUGUUAGCUUGCUCAAGCGGGUUUAGGGCGUCAUCUUUUGGCUAUAUUCCUCCCUUCAGACCUGUUGGUGUGUCUGGAGCGCGUGGAGGUUUCAGGGACUGACUGGUCUUGGUUUCCAGACCGGGUAUGACCUCCCUGGCUGCAACUUAGUAGAAAACAUCUCAAUGGAAUCAGUGUCAGGUGUGUUGGGGGGUAGGAAGUGUGUGUUUUUGUUGUUGGCUGGAGCAGGACCAGGGUGCAACAUUCCUCAUGGAUUUGGACACAUCUCCAGCAGAUGCUUGACUUCAAUAUAUCUAUACUGGAUGUUUGUGCUUUCAUGACUGAUGCAUUUAUUUAACCUUGCUAUUCUACUGAUUUUUAACGUGUUUAUUAACGAAAUACUGUGCCGUGUAGUCCACUGUGUGGGGUGUAGAUAAACAUGAAUUUCUUCUUUCACACAUGGCUUGAUGGAGAUGACUUACCUUUUUUUGGCUUAUUUAAAAAAGAAAAAGCACUAGCGGUGAAUGAAGACACACACACACACACACACACACACACACACAUACAUGCACACUGGGCACCUGUUAGUCACUUUCUGUCUUUUGAGUUUUGCUUGUUCACGUUGGUGCUGUCGUUUGUCUGUACAUAUUAUAAAUAUCUAUAUAAUAAAAUGAUAAAAAUGGUCAACAAUGAAA